AUGGCCGAAGCCAAUGAAGCCACGGACAUGACAGUCAACUCAAUGCCAAAACCUGAGGAGCAUGAUGCAAUCAAGACAGAAUGUACUCAGAAAAUCGAGCUGCACGCAGAGUUUGCCUCAUUCCUGGAGCUUCGAAGUGCUAUAGAAAGAUACCAGAAGGAGAAGUCUGUUCAGCUGAUUGUGAAAGAUUCAAAGCUGCUGAAAGCAGAGUCAACACGCAAGAUCAUCCCCAAGGUGUAUCACUUGGUCAACCAGAGCUUAAUGUAUCACUCCAUCACUUACUGCUGUAAAUGUCAUGGAGAACUCAAACAGAAGCCUGGUACCAGAGUCAAGAAUGUGGGGCAAAAACGUUUGAACUGCCAGAUGUACAUCCGGUUCAAGUUAUCGCCAGAUUUACAGAAACUGGUACUGUUUGACCUAGAUGAGACUCACAACCAUGGCAUUGACCCUACUACUUGUCAGAUGACCCCUCGCCAGCAGGUGUACAGACUAUCCCGGAUAAGGCAGUCUGGCAUGUCAGUCGAUGACGACGACGAUGAAAGUAGCGUCAAUGUUAAAGGGCCAGCAGCAUAUGUCAAAAAUCAUAGGGAUGAUUCUUUGUACCCACCUCCAAGAAAAUCUGCUCGCAUACAGGCCAAACGAGAAGGCAGUUCUCACGAUGAGGACAAUGAUGAGAAUGGACAUGACAGUGACAGCAGUUUGUCUGAGAAUGAGCAGAAUUCUAAUAAUGACACUUCGCCCCUGGACUCUGAAUCCAGCUGUUCAGACAGUGAUGAAGAAGAACGCCGUAUGAAUCGUGCCCUAUUACCAUUUCCAAUUCGACUGAUUGGAUCAGCAGUGCAGUCCUCUCCAGAACUUUUAGCAGCAACAAAGCAACUGAUACAGAUACAAAAGUCUAAACUUUUGAUUGAAAAACAGAAACUCAUAUUAGAAACAAAACAACUAGAACUCAUGAACACAAAACUGGAACUGGAGGUUAGAGUGUUGGAGAGAAAUCUGGCAGCUGAGAUGGCCGGAACCUCUGAUAGAAAAGACACUACUAUUUAUUUACAGGCCAGUUAA
This is a messenger RNA of Candidula unifasciata, 1062 nucleotides long. The record is from the annotation of a GenBank genome assembly. NCBI's taxonomy places the organism in Eukaryota, Metazoa, Mollusca, Gastropoda, Stylommatophora, Geomitridae.